ACUAUUUAACUUACAUAAGUUAAAUAACUUCUUAUUUACUUAUUAACUAACCGCCGCCGACUUUCUUCCCAAGCUCCGGCUACCCUAUUAUUUACCUCCCCUCCCUCCCGUACUCCGUAGGAAAUAGAAAACUCAACCCGAACCAACAUUUGUUAUUAAUAAUAAUAAAUAACCAACCUUGGAACAAUUCAAUCAGCCUGAGACUAUCAACUCUCAACGUCUGUCAGUCGGGGGGUCAGAUCUUCUUCCCAGUUCCCGCUUGAACCAUUCCUUGCUUUGUCUUUGGGUCUUCCUCUCCCGCCUUGAUACUCUCGGGGUUGAAGAAGCUGGUUGGAUUGAUACCCUCCUCAUAUAUAUAUAUGCCUUAUAUCCUUCUUUUGCCUCAUGAGCUCAUUUCUUCCAUUUCUCUGCCUCAAAGUUUCUGCCAUGUUGAUUUCACAGAUUGAUAUCUUGGGAGUCAGCACUAACUAUUAUUAUUCCUCAGUCAUGUCUGCUUGGUUAGACUCCAUUAUUCUUUGAUUCAUCAUUGUUGCUGUUUCCACAGCAAACGCUAGCUCUUCUCGACGUUGUGACAUUGUUACUUUUGUCCUUCCUGGCUUUCUUAAAUAUUCCAUAGAUUUUUCUUUCUCCUUUCUCCUUUCUCUACCCUUUUUUUUUUUUUUUUUUUUUUUUUAUUCCUCUUUUAUUUAUUAGGGGAUUCGAUUUUUGAUAUCCGCUAUGCGCCCGGGCUGUGAGGGUCCCGCCUGGGUCGUCGACGACCUUACGCUAUGUUUUCAACAAAAGUUUCUAAAAUUAAUAUUCCCCCUUACGGCAUGUGGUUUGUCUCUACUACUGAUAGUUACCCACAUCUUCCGGCAUAAUAUCCGUCUUCCUUGGCGCCAUCGUGGUUACAAACCCAUUCCGACCACAGUUGUUGAGCAUAAUGGUAUAAUACAAAAUGAAGACGAGGGAGAGGAUGACGAGGACGCGGAGAGCGAUUUGAUGCUGCACAAGGCCCUGAGUCGUACAACUCCCGUCAACGUUGUGGAAGACAAACCGCGAGGGAAGGACGUUGUAACGAUAUUGGAAAUUGUGGCGCUUCUCGCGGAACUCGGAGUUUCUGUCAAGAGCCUUGCUACACCUUCGGGAGCCGCAAAUGAAAUAACUCCAACAAUUGGAAGGCUACUCUCCUGGGCCUACAUCCUGCUUCUGGUGAUUGCUAGGCUGCUCCUCUCCACAUCUGAACGCCGUACAAUGCCCAAAUUAUGGAAUCACACCGCGGCACUUUAUUCGUUCCAAUGGUUAUGUACCGUCAUGGUGUUCCGAUCUGUGCUGAUCCAUCCACCCCCGGAUCACAUUCGUACUCUGACGAGCAUCGACUUCGCCCUCUCCUCCUUCCUCUUCCUCUUAACCCUCACGACCCGUAAGGGAAACAAAACCCUCCACGUUCGGCAUGAAGACGGAAUUCCCCCACCUCGAGAGCAAUUUGCAAGUCUUCUGUCCCUGGCUUCAUUCGCAUGGCUAGAUCCAUUGGUCUGGCAAGGUUAUCGCAAAUCACUGGAGAUGCCGGAUGUCUGGAAUCUGCUCCCAAGCUACCAGGCUGCUGCUGUUCUCGCGGAUUUCCGUCAGGCUAAACGGACCUCUGCUCUGGCCUGGAGGCUGCUGCGUUAUUUUGAUCGUACGCUUCUUCUUCAGGGCGCAUGGACCAUCUUCUCGGGUUUCUUUUCUUUUUUGCCAACUUGGCUGCUCAAACUCAUUUUGGAAUACCUUCAAGAUCCAGAGAUGACCCCCAAGAAUACUGUUUGGCUCUACGUCAGCCUUCUGUUUGUCUGCGCAGCCAUUCAAGGUGUUGCAGAUGGCCAGGCCCUCUGGAUCGGCCGCAAGUUGAGUGUGAAGUUGCGCGCAAUCAUCAUCGGCGAGCUCUAUGCCAAAGCCUUGCGACGUAAGGCUGGUGCAAUUUCGAAAGUCUCGAAAGAUGAGGCCAAAUCUCAAAAGCAGACGAAAAAGAAGAAGAAACUUUCAUUGGCUUGGAAUAAUAAUGAGGCGGACGCUGAUACCGAAAGCAGUGAGCAACAACAGAAGGACGAUGAACCAGACGAACAAGCCAAUAUUGGUAAAAUUAUCAACCUUAUGGCGAUUGAUUCCUUCAAAGUUAGUGAGAUCUGCGCAUACCUACACUACCUGUGGGCCAGUUUCCCUGUCCAGACCGCGAUUGCCAUCUUCAUCUUAUACAAAAUCCUGGGCUUUAGUUCUUUGGCUGGUAUUGGGGUAAUGACUCUGAUGUUGCCGCUGAAUUUGUAUAUUGCGUCGCGGUUCCGGAUCCUUCAGCACGAAAUUCUCGCUGGCACUGAUGCUCGUAUCCACUCAACAAAUGAGGUACUUCAAAACAUCCGUAUUAUCAAGUAUUUUGCAUGGGAACAACGUUUUGAGGAUAUCGUCAAUGAGAAGCGGAGGGCUGAGUUGAAGAGUCUUCGUCGACGAUAUAUCCUAUGGGCCGGUGCUGCCACCGUCUGGUACGGAGCACCAAUACUGAUCACACUGCUUUCGUUUUUCCUGUACACCGUGGUCGAAGGCAAGAAACUAGUCCCUUCAGUUGCAUUCCCUGCCUUAUCCACAUUUUCGCUCCUCCGCAUACCCCUUGACCAAUUGGCAGACAUGAUCGCGCAUGUUCAGGAAUCCAAAGCCUCCAUCGACCGCGUGGAACAGUUCUUGAACGAAGAGGACACCGAAAAAUAUUCUCAGCUGCGAUCGGACGAGCACUCGGAAUCGCCACCUAAAAUUGCUCUGGAAAAUGCCACGCUUUCGUGGGGAUCUGCGUCCACACAUGCCAAGCCGGGGUCACCACCGGUGCAGGGGGACACCUCUGGAGAAUCAUUCCGCCUGAUAAACAUGGAUGUUUCGUUCCGCGUCGGGCAACUCAACGUUAUUGCCGGACCGACAGGUUCAGGUAAAACGUCGAUGCUAAUGGCGCUUUUAGGAGAGAUGACGCUGCUUGAAGGAUCGGUGUUCCUCCCUGGUGGGACGUGUGAUCGGGCGGAUUUGCGUCCUGACCCGGCCACAGGUCUUACUGAUAGCAUCGCUUACUGUGCGCAAGAAGCGUGGCUGGUCAAUGCCACGAUCAAAGAAAAUAUCCUGUUCGCAUCGCCAUUUGAUCAAGAUCGUUAUGAUGCUGUAAUAAAAGCCUGCGGAUUGGAGAGAGAUUUGGAAAUCUUAGAUGCUGGUGACCAAACUCUAGUGGGAGAGAAAGGCAUAAGUCUUUCUGGCGGACAGAAACAACGGAUAUCCUUGGCUCGUGGCAUGUAUAGUAAGGCCCGGCAUCUGCUCCUCGACGACUGUCUAAGCGCGGUCGACUCACACACCGCCAAACACAUUUUCAGGGAGGCCAUUAUGGGCCCGUUGAUGCAACACCGCACCUGUAUCCUUGUCACGCAUAAUGUCUCGCUGGUCGCGCCCCAGGCGGCAUUCCUCGUCGUCCUUGAGAACGGUAGAGUUACAGCGCAAGGAACUCCACAGGAGGUGAUUGCUGCCGGAAUGCUUGGCGAUGAUAUCCUUCAAUCGCGACCUGCUUCCCGCUCGUCAAAGACUUUAACCCACUCUCCAUCAAGCGCUCAGGCGGAGAGAACUGAAUGGCUGGAUAAUGAGACAAGCUCUGCGGAUGAAACCGUCAGUGGAGCUGUUAAUGGAGCUGCCAAUGGAGCCGGUGUAAAGGGCAAGAAAAAAACACCAGCGGCCGGCGCCAUUCUCGGCGAAGAGAAAGUUGUAGGUAGCGUCAAGCUUUCCACAAUUUUCAUGUAUCUUCGCGCCAUGGGUCCAUGGUAUUUUUGGUUUUUCGCUGUCCUAGCCUUUGGGGCACAACAGGUUGGAUCAUUAGCCACUAAUAUCUGGAUUCGGGAAUGGGCAAAUGCGUAUCCAGUCAAGAAGGUCGCGUCCAGCGACGUCGGGCACAAAGCUGCCUUAGCUAACGUCGGACUUCCAACGUUUGCCACCGCAAGUAUUACCCGCCCCUUCUCGUGGAGAGCACCUGAGAUGCAGUACACGGACAAAGACAGCACCUUCCAAGACGAUGUAAAUCCAUACUAUUAUUUGGGUGUAUAUGCGGCACUAGCGUUCGGUUAUGUCUUAACAAUUCUUGCGAGGGAAUUGAUUCUCUUCGGGGGGUCGCUGCAUGCGUCGUGGAGGAUUCACAAGCGAUUGUUGAAAGCUAUGACCCAUGCAAAAUUUAGGUUCUUUGAUUCCACCCCGCUAGGCCGACUGAUGAAUCGAUUCUCUAAGGAUCUCCAGGCCGUCGAUCAAGAAGUGGCGGCGACUGCGAUAGGAAUGCUCCACUCUUUAGCCUCCGUCAUCCUGAUCGUUAUCCUUAUUUCUGUCAUAACCCCCAUGUUCCUGAUCGCUGCGGUUUUCAUUACUGUUAUUUACUUCACCCUGGGUGCUAUUUAUUUGAAUUCGUCGCGUGAUCUUAAGCGUCUGGAAUCUAUUCAGAGGAGCCCUCUCUAUCAGCAAUUCGGGGAGACAUUAGCUGGCAUUGUCACUAUCCGUGCCUACGGAGAUGGUGCGCGUUUCAUCCAUGAUAACCACGUCAUGAUCAAUACCUAUAACCGGCCGUACCUGUACCUGUGGGCGAGUAAUCGAUGGCUGGCGUUCCGUGUUGAUAUAACCGGUGCAUUGGUAUCGUUCUUCACCGCGGCGGUCAUUAUCAUGAGCGUUGGCAAAAUUGAUGCUGGUGCGGCCGGUUUGGCCUUGACAUAUGCGGUCACCUUCACUGAGAAUGUCCUCUGGUUAGUACGGCUAUAUGCGCAGAACCAGCAACACAUGAAUUCUGUCGAGCGAAUUGAGGAGUAUAUGGAGGUUGAGCAAGAGGCUGAAGCCGUUAUUCCUGACCGUCGUCCUCCGAACAACUGGCCAACGCACGGCGCGUUACAGUUCGAUAACUAUUCUACUCGCUACCGUCCGGAUCUCGAUCCAGUUUUGAAGAAUGUUACUUUCUCAGUGCAGCCUGGCGAACGUGUUGGGAUCGUUGGCAGAACAGGCGCUGGGAAGAGUUCGCUUGCACUCGCCCUAUUCCGCGGCCUCGAAGCGGAAAGUGGCAGAAUCCUCAUUGAUAAUGUCGACAUUGGCCUAAUUGGCUUGCAGGACCUGCGUGAAGCAAUCACCAUUGUCCCUCAAGACCCUACCCUUUUCACCGGAACAAUCCGUAGCAACCUCGAUCCCUUCGGUCUACUCACCGACGACGAAAUCUUCACGGCCCUCCGUCGCGUCCAUCUAAUUGGCGGUCCAACAUCCACCUCUGUCUCCGGCUCCAACACGCCAGUAAACCCUUCCAACCCCCUUCUGGACAACAACAGUGACUCCAGCGACCCAGAUCUCGCCUCUCGCUUCCGUGACAACAAAAAUAUAUUCUUAAACAUCAACUCCCCCAUCUCCGAAUCCGGCUCGAACCUCUCGCAGGGUCAACGCCAGCUCCUCUGCCUAGCUCGCGCCCUCCUCAAAUCGCCCAAAGUGCUCAUGAUGGACGAAGCAACCGCAUCCAUAGACUACGCCACCGAUGCCAAAAUCCAGGAUACCCUGCGUGAGCUGAAGGAUAACACUAUCAUCACCAUCGCGCAUAGGCUGCAGACCAUUAUCGACUAUGAUAAGGUGCUUGUGCUGGACCAUGGGGAGGUGGUAGAGUAUGAUGGGCCGUGGCAGCUUAUCAAUAGGAAGGGAGGCAGCUUCAGAGGCAUGUGUGAGAAUAGUGGGAAUUUUGAGGCGCUAAUGGAUGGGGCUAGGAAGGCGUGGGAGGCGAAGAGAUUGAUCGAUGAUGAGUGAGAUUGAGAGCUUUUUUGUUCCUUUUUUUUUUUUUU
Molecule: messenger RNA, 5819 nt
Organism: Blastomyces dermatitidis ER-3
Lineage: Eukaryota; Fungi; Ascomycota; Eurotiomycetes; Onygenales; Ajellomycetaceae
Product: ATPase
Exons: 2
Coding region: 718-5784 (1688 amino acids)
Biological process (GO): transmembrane transport
Cellular component (GO): fungal-type vacuole; fungal-type vacuole membrane
Molecular function (GO): ATP hydrolysis activity; ATP binding; ABC-type peptide transporter activity
Source: RefSeq, a predicted model, not a curated record